UUCACUCGGCGCUCGGAGCUUGGCGCUCGGCUCCACUCCACUCAGUCAAUCGGCAGGCAGCGUUUGGCUUGGUGGGGAGAUCGCUGUUUCUCGUUCGCCAAUCGAUGAGGCAUCGGAAUUCGCAUUUGUGGCUAGUGCAGAUAGUGCAGUGCAGGCAGGGCUCCUCCGUCCGAGUUGUUUAAUUUGGUUGCACGGCAAUUGGCGACAAUUAAGGCAGCAGGGACACCAGGGACCAUAGGGACUGGCCGUGGUAUUAAUUAUUAAUAGCUGGCCAGACAAGUUGGCCCCGCGAUAAGCGAAUCACAAGCACAAGCUCGCGUGUGUUUUCUUUCGAUAGUGUGUGCCAGCGGCACAGUGGAGUGCAUUUGAUUGGAUUUGUUUGCUGGCUGGCCUGACCUGGCCAGUCCACGGCGACGUAGACGUCGGAGACGGAGACGGUUGUCACUGAACACUAAACAAAGCGACCAGGCGACGAGGCAAAUGUACAUCUAGAACCGGUUAGCCUGGCCGCCCGUUUCGGUUUCUUUCAUUGUUGCUUGUUGCUUGUUGCUUUCUUGAGUUCAGUUUUCCUCGAAUUUGCAGAACUUGCAGAUCGAAUGUCGCGUGUGUACCGGAAACGGUGGACCGACCCAGCCACGAAACAAUAAUCAGCCCCGCCAUUCACAAAGCCAUAAAGCUCUCCAAACACUCGAUAACGAAACUGAAAAAUCGAAGUGCAACAAAAGCGAAACCCCAGUCCAAAAACAAUGCCGCGUCGUUGUUCAAUUAAGUGCUGAUCCGGUGAUUCCUCGCCAGAAAUACCAGCAGAAUCGCGAAAUCGGGGAAUGUGUGUCAUAAGUGCAGAAGUGAAGUGCUUCAAAGUGCGAAGCGGUCUGAACGGCCAGUGAGUCGAACGCGUUUCUGUCAAAUAUCCAUAAAUAUUUCCAUCGCUGGCAACCCACAAAAGCCGGAAAAGUGCAAGUUCGGUGCAAAAGUGAACCAGAAGAUAUGUGAAAACUGAGGAGGAAUACCAUUUCCGACGGUGCUCAUUCAACUGCUGACUAAGGGCGCAGUUAAUUGCCUCUUCCAGUUUGCGCCGCAAGGAGUUUGCUUUCGGUUCUGAACACUCCAGUUGAGUCUCACACAAUGUGCCGCGAACUCUUGCAGCGUGUUGCACAAGCGCAGCCAAAACUGGCGGCUGCCGACAACAAUUAAACACACACUGCCACAAACCACUCUAAGAGCCGCAAAACAAGUAAAUAGUUCCAAAAACAAGCCACAAAGCAGCGGAAAAUGUCAGCCACCCAGCCGAAGGACCCGGCAGCCAAGACCAUCGAAUUGGCGGCUGAGUCUAAGGCAGCCCCCCUGGCCCCACCGCCCGACCAGGCAGCAAUACCAACUGCUCCGGCUAAGAAAACUUUAACCUCUGGCGCGGCUUUGUCAUUGUUUGAUCAGCUGAAAAACAGCGUCAACCUAAACAGUCUAACAAUUGGCGCCGCCGGCGGCAGCAACACAAGCCACCUCUCGCCAACAGCAACAGCUCCCACACCAGCAUCCGAAGCGGACACACCCACCGUCGCACUGUUGUCAGUGCCCGUCCCAUCCGACGCCUUCUCUUGCUCCGCCUCCGCCUCCACCUCCGCCACGGUCAACAUUGAACUGAAGCCGCCGGCAAAGCCCCCGCGGCCCUUCAGCACUCCCAGCAGCAUCGGAAUUGUGAUGGGCACUAAGAGGGGGGCCGGGGGCGGGGCAGGAGGGUCCACCGAACAGGACAUAAACGCGUUGCGAUCUCAGUUGUACCAGGGCGCCCGGAAAUCGGGCGCACCGACUAAAGCGGGAGCAGCCAAGGCGGCGCCACAGCGAGCAGCUCCAGCAGCAAGGGCGGGCGGAGUGGCGGCAGGAGCACCCGGAGCAGGAGGACAGCGCAGUGCCAAGGGCUCGAAGAAGCGGUGCUUGGAUCGAUACGAUUCGUCAGAGUCAUCAGACAGCGGCGUUGCCACCUCGCUGAGCUGCGCCGAUUCUAGCACGGGCUCCAGUGAGGAUGCGUCCGAGCCAGGCUCCCCGUACAGUGCGCACUCGCAACUGAGCGACCCUGAUCCGCUGACCAAGAUGCCCCCCCAAAUCCUCGGCAACUCCAGCGGCACCAGUACCGCCAGCGGCGCAGCAGCGGCCUCCACGACCUCCCCCAGCAGCACUUCACAGGUCUCAGGAUCGUCCCUCCAUCAAAGUCCCAGCCAGAGCAACACCAGCGUCAAACUGGCGACCCCGACGACCCCCCAGCGAAGCGUCAACCCCAGCAUCCUGCCCACCCUCCAGUGGCCGUGGAACACCAGCCUGGGCAGCACGUCCACCGCCGUACCCGCCUCCACGGCGAACAAAAACAAGAGAUCGGCGGGCGGCUCUGGAGCAACAGUGGGCAGCACCGGAGGCGAUGGAGGCAUUGGGAGUUCCGGAACCGGGGCAGCGUCGGCCAAAAAGGCCCGCAACGACCUGCCUGGCGCCUCCGACGCAAGCAAAAGACUGAAGGCGGCCGCUCUGGAGGAGUCGCAGACCAAGAUCACGGGCUUCUUUAAGUCGCAGAUGAAGCCAACGCCGGGCGGCGGGAAACUGUCUCCCCAGCCGGGCCAGCAGAGCAAUCCGGCCAACACGUUGACGAUGAGCACGCCCGAGACCACUGCCUCGUUGAACAAGUACUUCAACAUCUUGUCGCAGCUGAAGGAGCAAAAGCAGCAGCAGCAGCAGCAACAACAACAGCAGCAGCAGAAGCAACAACAGCAACAGCAGCCCCCGCAAGCAACCAAGGCAGUGGUGGCAUCCACGCCAGUGACGCCAACGCCUCCAGCGGCACCUCCAGUUGCGCCUGCAGUCCCUGCCAGCCCCAGUCUGCCGGUGCCUGCGCUCAAGAAAAUCGAGCGGAGCACCAAGCAGCCCGCCAAGAUAGCCCAGGUGGCGCCCAAUCUGCGCAAGACGCCGAGCAGCAGCUCGUCGGCCAGCUCCUCUUCGUCUUCGGGCAGCUCGUCCAAUGGCUCCAACACGGGCAAGUCGCCGGCCAAGAAGCACGUGGCCAUCGCCCCGCGAACGCCCGAGAUGAAGCAGCAGCAGCAGCAGGGCAAGGCGGCCAUGGUCUACCGCCCGCCGGGAACGAUUUCCAAUCUGAAGCAGAAGCAGAUCUCGCAGCCAGCUUCUGUGCCAGCCGCAGCGCCUGCCCCCGCCCCUGCUCCGCCCACCACUGCCGCCCCGCCGAAUCCGACGCUCUACCAGCUGCCCAUGCAACUGCCCAAUCUAGUCCAGCUGCCGCCCCAGUUGGCGGCCGCUGCCAACAUCAUGCAGCUGAACAACGUGGCCAAGGCGGCGGUGGCAGCGGCGGCCAACAACAACGCCGCAGCUCAAGCGGCCCAGGCCGCGCAGGCGGCCGCAGCCCAAUACUUCCUGAACGGGACCGUUUUCAAGCUGCAGCAGGUGACGACUGCCACCACGACGACAGCCACCACGGCCACGGCUGCGGCCUCGACCGGGAAUCCCUUUGGCCUGCUGAGCGCCACAGAGCUACAGGAUCUGCUGAUGAAGCAGCAGCAGAUGCAGCUGCAGCAACAGCAGGCAGCGGUGGCGGCAGCCGCCAAGGCUCCGGGCAACACGACCAACUUCCAGGAGCUCUUCCAGCAGCAGAUUGCCGCCAUUGCCGCUCAGCAGCAGCAGCAACAGCAGCAGCAGCAGGUCGUUACUCAGCAGCAGCAGCUGCAGCGCUUGGUCCAAAGCGGAGCAGGCGCCGCCGCCGCCCAGCCUGUCUUCAUGGCGACCCCGGCCGGACUCCUGCUGAAUGCCGCCAGCCUUCCCGCUAUGCUAGCCGCCGCCAUUGCCGCCAACAACCAGCAGCAGCAGCAGAAGGUGGCCGCGUCGCUGGCGCUGCAGCAGCAUCCGCAGCAGCAGCAAGCGUUGCCCGCCCUACAGCCGAUCCCGGCCCUGAGCUCCAUCUUCGAGCCGUCGGCCGAGCAGCAGCAACAGCUGCAGAUGCAGCAGCAACAGCUGGCCCAGCUGCUGCUGUCAAACCAGCAACACCAGCACCAGCAGCAGCAGCAACAACUCAUCACUGCCACCCAGCCACCCCCACUGGCUGCCACAAACAACACUGCCAACAACAACACCACUGCCAACAACAGCAACAACCUAACUGCCUCGAAUAACUUAAGCAACUUACAGCAACAGCAGCAGCAGCGCGCCAUCAUCAAGCCCCCGCUGCACAGCUCCACGCAGCCACCCCCACUGGUGACUAUAUCCUCGGCGCCAGCUCCCGCCCAGACUGCCACGGUCUCAUCCGCGCCAGCGGUUAAGAGAGCCGUGCCAGCCGCCAAGCCGUACCAGAAGCGGAUGACGGCCAAGGGCAGCGGCAAGUUCCCAUCCGGGGUGGGUACUGCUCCCAUCAUUGCCACGCCCACCACACCACCGCCUCUGGUGCCCACGUCGGCCACCAAGGAGCUAGGCCAGCUGCGCAAAAGCACGGAGCGCUUGCAGGCAGCAGCGCCAGGAGCAUCAGGAAGCACUGUAACUGCGGCAUCCGCACUUCUUUCGGUGACAGGAUGUCCAGGAGCCACUGCAUCGGCUGCAUCCACGCCCACGCCUCCGUUGGUGAGCAUUGCUCCGUCGAAGCUGACGCCCACACUGAGCAUGGCGAAGCAGGGCCAGGCCAUCAAGCUGGCCAGCAGCUCGCCCGAUCUCUUCGACCUAGUCAAGAACUCGAACAGUGCCAUCUGCCAGGCCGCCAAGGCGAUGCAGCCGCUGACCCCGCUUCCCUUCAGCUCGCCGAGCAGCUGCAGCAACAGCAACAGCGCCAGUGGGAACUGCCUGCGGGCCUCGCCAGCGCUGUCCGCCUCCAACUCGUGCACCCUGUCGGCGUUCAGCAAGAUCAAGACUGAGCCGGUGGAGAUGCUGUCCCAGUCCUGCUCACGAGUCUCCUCCUCUGCGCCCUCGUCAAGCUCGCCGAAGCCGCAGAGCUUUGCCGGCCAGCUGCCCAGGACGAAUCUCGACCGGGAUCAGGAUGCGGAGACAGAGUCCGUCAAGCAGGAGAUGCUGCCCGACUGCAGCAAUAGCAACUCCAACUCGAAUUCGUGCAGCAGCAGCUCCAGCUACUCGCACUCCGUCAGCUCGGCGGCAGAUCUCUCGCUGGAGGCCUCCACGCCAGCCCCAUCGCCCUCGCCCUCCUUGUCGCCAUCAGCAUCUCCGUCUGCCGUUGGAUCCCCCUCGCCGGCUGCCAGUAACAUCAGUGACUGCAGCCGACGGGCGGCCAGUCAGACGGACAUGCUCAGCGAGCUGGUUACUUCGUCGUGCAUCUCCAGUGGCGGCGACGACUGCUCCCAGACGACGAACUCGCCUCCUCCGCCUCCCCUGCCACUUCAGCUGGGCAAAGGCUCGAGCACUCCCGCGCCCACGACCGCCGCUAGUGGAGCGAGCAGCAGUAGUGGCAGCAGCAACUACGACGAGGAGGACGACAAGUCGGUGCUCUCCCUGGAGACGCAACGGACCCACAAGCGGUUGAGGAACCUGCCCACUCCUGAAUCUGGGAUCGGAGGCAGCCUGAGCAACAGCGAGAGCAGCAACUCGAUAGUGGAUGCAAUCUCCUCGAAGUCAGUGGGUCCUCCCACCACGGCUGCCAGCAGCAGCGCCGCCUCCGACAGCAAUUCCCUGGCCAGCAAUGCGCCGUCGCCCGCGUCUCCAGACGAAAACUCCUGCAUGGCUACCGCCAGCUGUACUCCGCACACCGUGGUAGACAUAGCCCUGGCCGAGGCCUCCAGCAGCGGACUGCCAAAGAGCGCCAUCUCGCCGAUCCUGUCGCAACCAAAGACCAUUCGUUUCCCGGCCGGAGCGGGUGCUGGUGGCAAGGGGGGCAAACGGCACGACGGCGUCUGCUACUGGGACAAGUGCAACAAGAAGCACGAAAGCAACUCCAAGCUGCUGGACCACAUGCAGACGCAUCACGUGAACACCCAGACCGGUCCCUUCUCCUGCCUCUGGGUUGGCUGCAAGGUCUACAACAAGGAGUCCUGUUCGCGGCGUUGGCUCGAGCGCCACGUGCUCUCUCACGGCGGUUCCAAGCAGUUUAAGUGCAUCGUCGAUGGCUGUGGCUUGCGUUUCGGCUCCCAGCUGGCACUGCAGAAGCACGUCAACAACCACUUUAAUGCCGCGGACAACGCCAAGGAGAGCACCAGCAAGCGCACCUCCGAUCCACCAGUGCCGAAACAGUUGCGGAAGAAUGGCAAGAAGUUGCGCUACCGCCGUCAGCCCUUCUCAGCUCGCAUGUUCGACUUUUUCGACACGGGCAUCAUGGAGGGUCUGCAGCACCGACUGCGCCAAAUCAGCACGCUCACCAACGGAGCUCAGGCCAUCGAAUUCCAGGGCCAGUGCCUGAUGCGUCGCCGCAACAGCCAGGGCAACUACGAAUGCUUUGUGCGCUGGUCGCCCCGAGAAAUUAUCUCCGACGAGUGGCUGCCAGAGUGCACGAACCGGACGCGCCAGCAUACCAAGGUGCUGCACAUCAAGCAGAUGCGUCCGGCGGAGAAGACGCGCGUGGACAGCUUGCUUACCACAGCCUUCCGGCUGCGCUACGACGCUCAGCUCUUUGCCGACGACUACAAUGUGGAUGAACAGCAGGGCGAAGCCAGCGACAGCGACUGUGGGGAGGACGACGAGGAUGAGGAGGAGGACGAGGACGAGGAGGAGUGUGACGGAGGCAGUUCGCGCAGCGCCAGCUGCGAAACUGUGUCCAGCUACCAACAGGUGCUCAGCAUCGCCAAACUGCAGAUGCAGCAACGCCGCAAGCACCCCCGCAAGCCACCCAAAACGGUGCCAGCCGCGAGGGAGAACCUGGUGCCCACGGACGCCCUCGUGCCUAUCUAGGUGCCAGGUUGAAAGUAUUUUUAAGUAAUUAAGUCGAAGUCGAAGUCGAAGCCGAAGCGAUAAACGAGUAAACAGUGACAAGUAGGCUAGUUAGCGUAGGACCUAAGUUAGCAUUUAUUCAUAGAGACACAUGUACGCCCUGCUUUGUUCAUUUUUGUUUGUUGAACCGCCGUUUAGUUUAGUGAAUUUUUCACCACCACCGGUCGGUCCCGGCUCGUCCACCGGUCGUUGUAUAUAUGUGUGUUCCGGUGGGAAUGUUAGUCAGAGUCGGGACCAGCGGCCCUCAUCCCACCCGAGCGCUCCAGCGAGUUAUGCGCGAGCGAAUAUCCUGAUUCAUAGAGUUCUAGCUAUAAUUUAUCCUACAUACUUACGUUUCGUAUAAUCCCCACUGCCCGAGUGGACAAGACUUGUUCGAGAAGAAAUUAUGUUGAUCUACUUUAAGUUAAGCUCAGCGUGUAAGCCCUUUGUUUUCGUUUCAUUGCCCCCAUUGUACCCUCACCGAUCACCUAGAACUGGCCAAACCCUUCCCCGGGAAGAGCGGAUAACUACGCGCACAACCGAGCAGUUAAAGCUAAUGUAAAGUUAAUAGUAGAGUAGAGCGACGUGGCGCGCGGAAGAACACAAGACUAAAAGCAUUUACCGCUGCAAAAUGAAACCAAUAUUUGUAAGCGUUUUGUACUCAACUCGAACAGCAAUGCAACAGAUGUAAGUCUAGGUUAGGGCCCAGAGCACGCGAUUAUCCGAUUAGUGUAAAUGAGUGCGAACUGCGCCACUUGACGACCAUUUGACGGCUGCCCAUUACGUUUUCGGGAGCUCUAGACCCCUAGAGCGCCUCGUGCUCUGUAGAUAGUGUGAAAGGGACGCGCCCAAAAGUAAUUAACUAUUCAUUUAUAACUUAGCCAAGGCAACCACAAACCCCAAGGAACUAUGCAAAAUAAAGUUAUCGAAGAGAAUCAGAAAUGAACGCAAACCACUUGUUCUUCCCUUUUGUUUGUAUCUGCCGGCAGGAGCAGAAGCCGAAACACCCGACUGGUUUGGCUUUCGCUUCUGAUUUGCAUACAUAUCCCGAAUCAGAAUCAGAAUCCGAAUCCGAAUCCGAGUCCCCCAGCAUAUAAGCUAAAUUCGCCUUAAACCUAACCGUACUUCAUAAUUUCCUAUGCCAAUGAACCUAUGCAUAAGUUUAAAGUAAGUAACCCCCUUAUGAGCCGAGAUACGACUAAUAAUAAAACAAAUAAGAUGAAAACUCGACACUGCCAAAUGUAAUGGAACAACAGAACACAGUUGUUAAGAACGACUGAUAGUUACAUAAGUGCAGAAUGGAAAGCGCUUCGCCCCACACUAGACUAGACUCUCCCAUUUGCUGCGAAUAGGUUCCCUGUGUUGCAACAGUAGUAGCUCGCUAAGAAGUGUUUAUAUCAAGUAUAUCUGAGUGUUGUCUAAAUUAGAAGGUCUCUGUGGCCCAUUAGAUUAGCUGCUAAGCCAGAAUCAAGUAUAUGUAUGUAUCUACCGAAAGUAUUUUGAAGAGACUCGAGUUGGCGGAGGAUUUGUAGGACAUUUUGUAGGUCCCGAUCGCAGCUCGAAAGCAUAAUCUGAAGCAAUAUCUUUUAGGAAAGUGGCUGAUGAACAAUCUCAGCUGAAUCUUCCAUUCGGUUCGUCGUGUGAUGCCUUCGAUGCGGUCGAUUUUCCAAUAUUAGGAACGACUAAAAAUUAAAAAUCGAAAAUUAAGCAGGAUAAAUAUCAAAGAACACAAAAAUAACGAGAAGGGAAGGAAAUUCAAAUAAAAUAAAACUACCUCAAAUUUUUGCAAGCAUAGAACACAAUGAAUUUUUCGAGAAAAGUUUUCUGAAAUGAACAAAUAACAAAUAAACCAAAGGGAUCCGAGCAAUCGGAACCGAAACACACAAGGGAGUACAUAUAUACAUACGCGUAGUACACAGAGGAAAAGGAUACAAGGGGAAAGCAACCAACCGUAGGCUAACACACACAUAUUUUGCUAAAUUCGGAUACAGUCUGUUUAGGAUAAGCACAGCUCCGGGAAUCGAGUUUCAUUCAUUUACCUUUCGAGUUCCAUUUCGAGGUCGGUCCUUAGGAGCGACCAGCGACCCUCCCUAUCAGAUUAUCCAGACAUGCGUUUGUAAAUAGAGCAGUUUACAGUGCAAGAUACAUAUAUAUUCGAUAUCAUAACCAUAAUUCGUAAUGUUAAUAUUGCAACCGCUUUAAUUAAUUGCAGAGAGUAUGGCAUUUAACAGGCGUACGUACAUAACCAUACCACAUACAUAUAUAUACAAGUGUAUACCACAAAAUGUAUUGCUAAACCUAACUUAUUUCGAUGAAUGGCCAGAUUGGUUUUAGAUUCAGUUCUGGCCAGGAUCCCAAAAGGAUAUCCAAUCCCACACACCAGAGAGACACAAACACACGGAACAGCAGCCCUGUUGCUUACCAUGUAACUAAUGUAAUCAAAAGAAUUAUAUACAUAUAUUAUUGAACUCUAUAUACACAACUUAGUAGAAGAGACGAACACGAAGAUCUUGUAAUGCGCUGAGAAAUGAAAAUAUACGGAAAACAAAUACAA
This is a messenger RNA of Drosophila ananassae, 9439 nucleotides long. RefSeq names its product zinc finger protein jing (gene jing). Gene Ontology annotation, biological process: regulation of transcription by RNA polymerase II. The transcript is spliced from 7 exons. The coding region runs from base 1273 to 6867 and encodes 1864 amino acids. NCBI's taxonomy places the organism in Eukaryota, Metazoa, Arthropoda, Insecta, Diptera, Drosophilidae. Gene Ontology annotation, cellular component: ESC/E(Z) complex. The record is from RefSeq and is a predicted model, not a curated record.